Molecule: messenger RNA, 1410 nt
Organism: Emericellopsis cladophorae
Lineage: Eukaryota; Fungi; Ascomycota; Sordariomycetes; Hypocreales; Bionectriaceae
Product: glucan endo-beta-glucosidase-like protein
Exons: 1
Coding region: 1-1410 (469 amino acids)
Biological process (GO): cell wall organization; carbohydrate metabolic process
Cellular component (GO): extracellular region; fungal-type cell wall; cell surface
Molecular function (GO): glucan endo-1,3-beta-D-glucosidase activity; 1,3-beta-glucanosyltransferase activity
Source: RefSeq, a predicted model, not a curated record
AUGCGUUUCACUUCCACCAUUGCUGCUGGCAUUGCCGCCGUUGGGGCUGCUGCUGCCGAUGGAAGCAAUUACCUUGGCUUCAACAGCGGUGCCACUCUCGCCGACCGCUCUGCCAAGUUCAAGGCCGACUUUGCUGCCGAAUUCAAGACUGCUGCGAAGCUCAACGGUGCCCCCGGCAAGUUCAACUCGGCUCGCCUCUACACCAACAUCCAGGCCUACUCUCAGGAGGAUCCCAUUGAGGCUUUUGAUGCCGCUGUCGAGACCAAGACUCACCUCCUCCUUGGCGUCUGGGCCUCAGGCACUGACAACAUCGACAAGGAGAUCAACGCCUUGAACAAGGCCAUUGAGAAGUAUGGCUCCGAGCUCACCGACCUCAUCAUCGGCGUCAACAUUGGCUCCGAGGAUCUCUACCGCACCUCGGUGACCGGUCUCAAGAACGACCCCGAUGGUGUAGGCGCCUCGCCCAAGACCAUUGUCAGCUUCAUCGACGACUGGAGGAAGGCCUUCAAGUCGGGUCCUAUUGCCGACGUGCCUGUCGGACACGCCGACACCUGGGACGUCUGGAACAACUCCACCAACAAGGCCGUCAUCGACGCCGUCGACUUCAUCUCCGUCCACGAGUACCCCUACUACGAGAACGACAAGGGUAACAGCAUCGAGAACGCCGGCAAGCUCUUUGACAGCGCUUACCAGGCCACUCUUGACGCUGCCGGCGACAAGCCCGUCUGGGUCACUGAGACCGGCUGGCCUUAUGUUGGCGAGACCUGGGACGAGGCCGUGGCUAGCGUCGAGAAUGCCGAGAAGUACUGGAAGGAAGUCGGCUGCAAGAAGCUGUUCAACAAGACCCCCACUUUUUGGUACACCCUCCGUGACUCCAACCCCGACAACUCGAUGAAGUUUGGCAUCACCGACAAGCUGUCUACCGAGCCCCGCUUCGACCUGAGCUGCCCCAAGGUCUCUGACGAUGAGGACAAGGAGAGCAAGACCAGCACCUCCUCCGAGGCCACCAAGACCCACACUUCUGCGGACCACACUAGCAUGGUGACCAGCGUGGCGACCAGCAGCCCGGCCACUGCCACCAACGGUGGCUCGGACAACGACUCCGAGGAGAGCUCUGACAACGGCUCUGGCAACGGCUCUGGCAACGACUCUGGCAACGACUCUGGCAACGACUCUGACAACGACACUGAUAACGGCUCUGGCAACGACUCUGACAACGGCUCUGGCAACGACUCUGACAACGGCUCUGGCAACGGCUCUGGCUCGGAUGACAGCAGCGAUGCUGAGACCACCAACGCUUCGGACAGUCCGGACGCUGUGGCCACUCCCGGUGCUGACAGCGGCGUUGGGCUCCUCAAGAUCAGCGCUGCCGGUGUUCUUGCCGCUCUCGGCGCUCUCGCCCUCUUCUAG